This is a messenger RNA of Lodderomyces pseudojiufengensis, 1260 nucleotides long. RefSeq lists its product as uncharacterized. Lineage: Eukaryota; Fungi; Ascomycota; Pichiomycetes; Serinales; Debaryomycetaceae. The transcript has a single exon. The coding region runs from base 1 to 1260 and encodes 419 amino acids. The record is from RefSeq and is a predicted model, not a curated record.
AUGGAUUUGUCAUCAGUAGUUGGUCGCGCAAUAAGAAGAGCGCAAUUAAAUGAUCUUAAGAAUAUAGAUGAUGGGAAUAUCGACAAGUCGGACCCUAUACCAAUGGAUUUCAUCACAAAUAAUUUAUUAAUUUAUCAUGCUCUUUUUGAACAGAUGCUGAUUUUUUUAAAACAAUUGAUUGAGGACAUAGUGAGUCUUAAUCCAUCAAUGGCAGUUCCUAGUGACUCAUAUGUGGAACAAUUGAGGGCCGAAAUAUUGUUAAAAUACAAAUUUAAAAGAGUCAAUUGUGGAGAAUUGAUUCACAAGUUUGGAGAAGCUAGUGUGUAUUGGGCAGUUAUUUGGCCGUUGAUGUCGUUCAAAGAGAACGUACAAUCGUUAGUUGAAACGAUCUACAAGGAUUUGAAAAAUAAUAUUGGAGAUGAGGUCGAUGACGUGGAAUUUAUAAGAGAAAGCUUAGUACCUCAACCAACAACAAAUGAGAAAAGGACGAAUGAAUCCGUACCAUCAACAACACCAUCAGCAAAUUCAACAUCAGCAACAUCAGCAUCAUCAACACCAGCAACAUCAACAUUAUCAACAACACCAGCAACAUCAACAACACCAUCAACAUCAACAGCAACAUCAACAAUACCAUCAACAUCAACAGCAACAUCAACAAUACCAUCAACAUCAACAGCAACAUCAACAUCAACAGCAACAUCAACAUCAACAGCAACAUCAACAUCAGCAACUUUAACAUCAGCAACUUCAACAUCAGCAACUUCAACAUCAGCAACUUCAACAUCAGCAACUUCAACAUCAGCAACAUCAUCAAGAUCACCAGAUUUUACCCUUCUAUAUAAUAAUAUAGAUAAAAAACAUUCAAAUAAUCAAAUAAAUCUAUUCAAAGAAUUUGAUGAGUUGGUCAAUAAAAAUGAUAAGCAUUUAAAUUUGCUAAAAGCUAUGCCUCAGAAAGCGUUGGUCGACCACAAGAUCAUUUUUAGAAAAUUCAUUUGUUUUUUAAACGGUCUAAAAUUCGACCAAGUGAAUUUGAAGAAUUAUAUUAUAAAAGUGUACAAUGAUGGUCAGAAGAUUAGAGAAAUUAAGCAAGUUCUCAAAAGUAUCAAAAUCUACCAUAGAUUGAUCAAUGGAAAUAGACCUAUUGCAUUUGACUUAGCUCUUGAUUAUAUCAAAGACUUAAACCCUCAGUUGAACAAAAGAACAAGAGCUUUGAAUGGCUUGUUAGAUUACGGACUCGACCGUAAGAGGAAGAGGAUUUAG